AUGGCGUCACGAGAAAGUAGUUGCGUCCCUCUUCGCCAUUGUAGUCUUCCCGGUAUUGUCCGUCUACCGAAGCGGUACAAAGUGGAGGAGUCCCGAUCACUCGAUAGUCGAAAAGGAAGUAUUGACCAUCUCCGAGGAACUGAAAAGAUUGCGGAACGGCUCUCAGACCUUAGCCAGGCAUUAUUAUGGAUAAAACAAGAACUGAUUUUGCUCCGCCAGCAUGAUAUCCUGUUGAAGCGUCAGUUCUGUGAUAUCCACGACACUAUUGUGUCUUUGAACAAAGCCAAGCGCAGGGCAGGAUUCCGGGAUAGACCGACAGUAACCAGUUCUAACACGAGUCUGCAGUCCAAUACGAGUUUUCAGUCCAACACCAGCAUAGACAUAACAUUGGACCUAGAAAACUAUGGAGUCAGAAGUGCCAAUAGUGUUACAGUGUUAAACGACGAGGAAUCAGAGGACGAUGAUCAAAUAGAUGAGUUCCGGCCUCGGACUUGUUCAAUGAAAACCACGCGAGAUUUAGCAGCUCUUGCGAGAAGACGUGGUAGUAAAGAACUAAUAUAA
Molecule: messenger RNA, 561 nt
Organism: Ylistrum balloti
Lineage: Eukaryota; Metazoa; Mollusca; Bivalvia; Pectinida; Pectinidae
Exons: 2
Coding region: 1-561 (186 amino acids)
Source: RefSeq, a predicted model, not a curated record